Dentiscutata erythropus is the source of this 877-nucleotide messenger RNA. NCBI's taxonomy places the organism in Eukaryota, Fungi, Glomeromycota, Glomeromycetes, Diversisporales, Gigasporaceae. The record is from the annotation of a GenBank genome assembly.
GCGACCUACUAGCUUGGCUGAUGUUCGGAUGGGAGAUCCAAAUGAUCGUUCUCAUAAGAAUACACAUCUCCACAAGUCAAAAUUUAUAAACUGUGAAGCCAGCAAUGGUGGGACUGUUUACAAUGGCGGGGCAAUAACUAUUGAUAAUUCUGUUUUACCAAAAAAAAAAAGAAAUUUGGAAAAGGAUGGGGUUAAGACUGAAAAUACGGAGAUUAAAGCUGAUACCUCCGGAACCGUUUUACCAUCCAAGCGUACCAAUAUUUUCGAAGAAGAUUCGUCUAAAAAAAGCUUCCAAAUAAAACAAAAGACAGAUAAUAGAGAGGAUUCACCUAUUCUUAAGAAACUUAUCAAAGAACUCCAGAGCACCAAUUCCUCCCCGCAAAGCGAAACGAACCCUUUACAGAAAUCCAAAAUCCUCGUCUAUAAUAUCCUGAAAGAAGCGAGUGAAAGUAUCAACCAAAAUGUUGACGUUGCGGAACUGCCACCGUGUUCUGAAUGCGAUAAAGAAAUUUUUGCAAUUACUUUCGAACCAUUAAAUAUCCUGACGUGUGGACAUGUAUAUCAUAGAUAUUAUAUCGCGAAAAAAAAUUUAUUUACAGAAGAGAAUAAAUGUCCUUCUGGAUGUGGUAAAGUUAUCGAACCCGCGUUCCCUGCUAAACGAGAAUUUUCACAGCAAUCAUCACAGUCAAGUACCUUAUCAAUGAUUAGGAAGAUGAGUAAUCAACUUCAGAUAAAUUCACUGGUAAUUCAAGAAAAUGAGGAAAUGGAGGAUGCUAUCAGUAAUAAGCGGGCUAAUGAAACUACAGGUGAAUCUACAGAAAAUACUUCCAGCAAAAAACUAAGAAACGGGUUAAGGAUGAGGAUUCUUACAUAUUAA